Lingula anatina is the source of this 6081-nucleotide messenger RNA. RefSeq names its product transcription initiation factor TFIID subunit 1. Gene Ontology annotation, biological process: RNA polymerase II preinitiation complex assembly; transcription by RNA polymerase II. Gene Ontology annotation, cellular component: transcription factor TFIID complex. The record is from RefSeq and is a predicted model, not a curated record. NCBI's taxonomy places the organism in Eukaryota, Metazoa, Brachiopoda, Lingulata, Lingulida, Lingulidae. Gene Ontology annotation, molecular function: histone acetyltransferase activity; RNA polymerase II general transcription initiation factor activity; TBP-class protein binding.
GAAAUAACACACUUCCGGUUGAAACAAUUAUUGUAAAUUUCAGUGUGCUCGCAAGUAUACCUUUGUAUACUUUCAGUCAGUCUGCCCAGUAUCAAUUCCAUCAAUCCCAAAAGCCAUGCACCGAUGAAGUAUAUGACGAUCCAGUCACAAAUAAGGACUGGACAACAUGGACAGUGACCACGACGAUCACGAUGAUCAUUACCAUGGCGAUCUUGAUGACCAUUACCAUGGAGACCAUGACGACCAUUACCACGGAGAUCAUGAUGAGAAUGACAGUGCUGAUCAGUCUGGGAAUGCUGGGGCAGCUGCCUUGACUGGGUUCUUAUUUGGAAACAUCAAUAAAUAUGGUGAAUUACAGGACGAUGUACUGGAUGAGGAGUCUAAGAGACAUCUUGGUCAGCUGAGUCAUCUGACCAGUAUAGGGACCCUGGUCCGGGAGAUCACAGAUGAUGGCGACGGUGGUGGUGGAGGGGAUACCCUGGCAGCCAGCAAUGAUGAUGAUGACUUUGAUAAGAAAUCAGACACUGCAGAAGAUUUUUCUGAUAUCAAUGAAGUAGCGGAGGAGGAAGAGAGAAUACGGGUUGCCAUGGGAAACCUCAGUGGUCCCACCACUGAGGGUGAUGAUUAUGAUGCAGAUGAGGAAGAGGAUAGCCAGAGAGACCAUACAGCCAUGCUUCCACCAUCUUGGAUUCCAAAUGGGGGAUCCCAUAGUUCUCCCAGGGGCCGAUCUGGCCAAUCAGAAGAGGAGCAGGUUGAUGGAGGAGCAACUGGUGGUGAAGGUGAUAUGGCGUCUUUUCAGCAUGCCUUAGAUCAGAGGAAAUUAAACACCCCACUGGCAUCCAUGUUACCCCCAGAGCUAGCUCAUGUGAAAGUCACAGAUUUAUUCCCCGAGUUUCGACAUGGACAGACCCUUAGAUUCUCCAGGUUGUUCAAACCUACAUACAUGCCACAUAUUUAUAGGAGGAAAAAGAAAAAAGAAGAAAAAGGGCAAGAUGAAGGUGAGAAGGAAGCCAGUGGAGAUGAAAGAGAGUGGAAGCUGAAGCUUGGGAGGCCAGCAAGGAGAGAUGAACUGUUGCCCGAUGACGAGUUGAUGAUGCUGAAGCAUUUAGAACCGAAGAAGUCAACUGUUGAUCAAGAUGGCAUACACCAGGGAGACCAGAAACCAUGUGUGGCAGCCUGGCGUUACGGUCCUGCAGCAUACUGGUAUGACAUGAUUGGAUUGGAUGAAACUGGGGAAGGAUUUAACUAUGGAAUGAAACUGAAAGAGAAAACUGAAGACAGCGAAGCCAAAGAAGAGAUCAGUGGUCCAGUAUAUCCUGACGAGGCGUUCCACAUGGUAACCCAGCUCCCCUGGGAGGAGGAUAUCAUCUGGAAUGGAGAAGAGGCCCGGCAGAAAGUGGUCCAGUCCAACAAACACAAGUCUGCCCUGGCUGGAUGGAUCCCCAGCUCGGCUCAUAGGACUGUGGCACAGUUUCUGGCCCAGAGUAAGACACCACAAAACUUGCCAGGAGGAAGCUACAAGCUGGGGACUUCUUUGAAUGUUUCCAAGAGCUUCAUGGACAUGGAAGAUGCUGAUGGUGAGAGCGGUAGCAAGAUUUGGUACUCCAUCUUUCCCAUUGAAAAUGAAGAGCUCAUCUAUGGCAACUGGGAAAAAGACGUCAUAUGGGAUGCUGAGGCCAUGGACCAUAUUCCUCAACCAUCGGUGCUAACACUGGACCCCAAUGAUGAAAAUAUCAUCCUUGAAAUCCCAGAAGACAGAGACCCUGGCGAGGAGAAGUCCACCACAUCCGGCAAAAAGGAGAAGGAAGUGAAGAAGUCCAAGAUUCUACUUGGAAAGGCAGGACUUAUCAAAGAAACUGAGGAGGAAGAUGAAGAUGAGGAGGAUUCUAUUCAGCAAAAAGAUCCCUUUAAUAUCUCCAAUGAUGAGCAUUACAACCCCAAGCUUACUAUGGAUAAUGCAUUGAGAACCAAUGUUGGAGGCAACUUAAUUCAGCAUUCCACUCCAGCAUGUGAACUCCGGCAGCCAUUUUUCCCAACACACAUGGGCACCAUGAAACUGCGGAAUUUUCAUCGUCCUCCCCUCAAGAAGUAUUCCCAUGGACCCAUGUCUCAGCACGGACCACAGGCCGUACUGCCUCUGCUGAAAACUAUAAGAAGGAAGGCAAAGAUGAGAGAACAAGAGCGACUGGCCUCUGGAGGAGGCGAGAUGUUUUUCAUGAGAACUCCUCAAGAUCUCACAGGGAUGGAUGGAGAACUGAUUUUGGCGGAGUACUCGGAGGAAUUCCCGCCUAUCCUCAUGCAAGUUGGCAUGGCAACCAAGAUAAAGAAUUACUACAAAAGGAAACCUGGCAAAGAUAACAACCCUCCACAGUUCAAGUACGGCGAGCUUGCGUACGCGCACACGUCUCCCUUCCUCGGCUCCCUGAAUCCAGGCCAGUGUUUGCAGGCAUUUGAAAACAACAUGUUCAGGGCCCCCAUAUAUGAACACAGGAUGAAGGAAAAUGACUUCUUAAUUAUCAGAACCAGACAGCAUUAUUUUGCCAGGGAGGUGUACACUAUCUUUUCAGUAGGACAGGAGUGUCCAUUAAUUGAAGUCCCAGGGCCUAACUCUAAGAGAGCCAAUAAUUUCAUCAGAGAUUUCUUACAGGUGUUCAUCUACCGUUUGUUUUGGAAAAGUAAAGACAACCCAAGGAGGAUAAAAAUGGAUGACAUCAAGAAAGCUUUCCCAUCUCACUCAGAGAGCAGUAUCAGGAAAAGAUUAAAACUGUGUGCAGACUUUAAGAGAACUGGUUUGGACUCCAAUUGGUGGGUGUUAAAACCAGACUUCCGUCUGCCGACUGAGGAAGAGAUGCGUGCGAUGGUUUCCCCUGAGCAGUGCUGUGCCUACUUCAGCAUGCAGGCAGCAGAGCAGAGACUCAAGGAUGCAGGCUAUGGAGAAAAGUCUUUGUUUGCUCCUGAGGAAGACAACGAGGAAGAUUUCCAAACUAAGAUUGAUGAUGAGGUACGCACUGCUCCCUGGAACACCACUAGAGCUUAUAUAGCAGCCAUCAAGGGAAAGUGUUUGUUAGCACUGAGUGGAGUGGCCGACCCAACCGGGUGCGGCGAGGGGUUCUCUUAUGUCAAAGUGCCUAAUAAACCACAGGCUAAGGAUGAAACAAGUCAGACUCCACAGAAGAAAACUGUUACAGGAACAGAUGCUGAUCUUAGAAGACUAAAUCUGAAAGAUGCCAAGCAGCUGUUGAAGAAGUUUGGGGUACCAGAGUCUGAGAUUAAGAAGUUGUCCAGGUGGGAGGUCAUCGAUGUGGUCAGAACUAUGUCCACAGAGCAGGCCAAAGCUGGUCAAGAAGGAAUGUCCAAGUUUGCCCGCGGCAGUAGAUUCUCCAUAGCAGAGCACCAGGAGAGAUACAAAGAGGAGUGCCAGAGGAUUUUUGAUCUGCAGAACAGAGUGCUAAGUUCCAUAGAAGAGCUGUCAACAGAUGAGGGCUCAGACUCGGAACAUGACUCAGAUAUAGAGGAGAUGGGCAAAAACAUAGAAAGCAUUCUCACUAAUAAGAAAACAUCCACACAGUUGAGCCACGAGCGUGAGGAACAGGAGAGAAGGGAGCUGCACAAGAUGCUGAUGGAAGGACACAAAACUGAGAAAGGAAAGAAGGAGAAAGAAAAGGGGAAGAAGAAGAAAGAGAAGAAGCAGAAGGUUGCAGAGGGAAUGUCUGGCGACGAGGGAGAAACUGUGGGUGGCAGAUAUCUGAAGAUCACAAGAACAUUCCGCAAUGAGGAAGGGAAGGAGUUUGUCAGGACAGAGAUAGUACGCAAGCCUGCCGUCAUUGACACUUAUGCCAGGAUAAGACAGACCAAGGAUGAAACAUUUAUAAAACAAUUUGCCACUCUGGAUGAACAACAAAAGGAGGAAAUGAAGAAAGAAAGACGGAGAAUUCAGGAGCAGUUGAGGAGGAUUAAGCGUAACCAGGAGAAGUUCAAGGAGGAGGGUCCGACUCCACCUCCCACCAAGAAGAAAAAGAAGAAGAAAGAUGCUCCUUUGCUGAAGAUGAAGUGCGGUGCCUGUGGACAAGUAGGCCACAUGAGGACAAACAAAGAGUGCCCAGUUUACAAGACCGGUGUUUUGGGCGGUGCUGGUGGUGGCGCUGGCACCGGUGGUGGUGGUGGAGCUGGGGGCGGAGGUGGUUCAGGGCCAGCUACUCCUUCUGUGGCUCCGACACCGACACCGGUUGCCAUGACAGAGGAGCAAGAGGAAGAAGAGGAGAAGAGUUUGCUAACAGACCAGGAGCUGGUGAACGUGGAGGGAACUAAGAUUAAGUUGUCAAAGAAUUUACUGGAACAUGCUGAGAAUGUCAAGAGGAAAUCCUUGGUGCUGAAGUUCCCCAAGCAGGCAAUGGAAAACAAAAAGAGGAGGCGAGCAGGCACCAUUGUGCAUUGUGACUAUCUCAGUAAACCCACCAAAGCCAGCCACAGGAGGAGGGCAGACCCAGUGAUCACACUCAACUCAAUCUUUGAGAACAUCCUCAAUGAAAUUAGGGAUCUUCCUGAUACUCAACCUUUCCUGUUCCCUGUGAACUCCAAAGUGGUUCCAGAUUAUUACAAGAUUAUCAAGAAACCCAUGGAUCUUCAAACCAUACGGGAGAGCAUAAGAAGCAAGAAAUACCAGUCACGUGAGUCUUUCCUGGUGGACAUCAACCAGAUGGUGGAGAAUAGCAAGCUGUACAAUGGAGUAAAAAGUGUUCUGACAUUAACUGCCCAGGCCAUGUUGGAUCUGUGCUUACAGAGGUUUGCGGAGAAAGAAGAUAAGCUGAUGAGGCUUGAGAAAGCCAUCAACCCACUUCUAGAUGAUGAUGACCAAGUGGCAUUCUCCUUCAUUCUAGAAAAUAUUGUCCAGACAAAACUCAAAUUGGUGGAUAAUUCUUGGCCCUUCCACCAGCCUGUAAACAAGAAGUUUGUCAAGGAUUACUAUGAGAUCGUGAAGAACCCCAUGGACCUGAGCAUGUUACUACGGAACAUACAACGUCAUAAGUACCACACGCGCAGCCAGUUCCAGGAGGACGUGGAUCUUAUUUAUGUGAACAGUAUCAAGUAUAAUGGUGGGGAUAGUGCGUACACGGCCACAGCCAAACAGAUAUCUGAUGUGUGCAGAGAAACUUUGGCAGAGAAUGAAGAACACCUCCUUCAACUUGAGGAGGGGAUUCGUGCAGCUCAAGAGGCAGCUUUGGAUGCCGUGGAAACGGAUAGUAUCAUGACCAGGUCUUCUAUGAAUGAUACCUCUAUGAUGGGUGCGGACAAUGAAAGUGUGGAUAGUUACAGUGUGAGAGAGAAUAUUACCAUAGUAGAAGACAGUCAUAUGCAGGCAGACGACAGCAAGUUUGAGAUGAUGGAAGAAGAAGAAGACAGCAAAUUUGGAGAUGAAUCACAAAUGGAUACUUCUGAUGGAAACAAGAAAUUGUUUCUUGAAGAUAGCGAGUAUGUUGAUAUUGAAGGAGAUGAAGAAUACUCUAUGGAUGUCAGUGAGCAAAGUCAGCCUGUUUUGGCACAGGAUGAAAACAGUGUUUUGGUCCAAGAUCUACAGAUAUCUGAAGGAGAAGAAAGUGAAGGAGAUAGAGAUGACCAAUCACCCGAGCCUGGUCGCUAUGACAACAGCAUGCAAGACUCGCAGUCAGCGUAUGACAACGCAGACAUGCCUCAGUACUACUUUGACAACCAAUCGGGGCUCAAUAGUCAAAUGGUCAACCAAUUUAAUGACAGUGAUGAUGAAAAUUUUGACCCCUCUGAGUUCUUUAUCCAAAAUGAGCCCGCUGAGGGAGGUGAAGGUCAAGAAGGUCAAGGUCAGGAGGAUCAAGGUGACAACCUCAAUCAGGACCUGGAAGUCUCGGAGUCUGAGAGUGAGGGAGGAGAAGAAGGAUCCAGGAAUAACAAUCCACAGCCUUUUGAUUUUGAUGAGUUUUUGAAUGACUGAAAAAGUGAUACAAUUUUUUUAAAUUGUAGAGUGAUCUAAAGGGAUAUUUUUCAAAGGUUACUUUAAAACAAAAUUUUUAAUUGUAGAGUGAUCUAAAGGGAUAUUUUUCAAAGGUUACU